This is a messenger RNA of Batrachochytrium dendrobatidis JAM81, 1069 nucleotides long. RefSeq lists its product as uncharacterized. Gene Ontology annotation, molecular function: thioredoxin-disulfide reductase (NADPH) activity. Gene Ontology annotation, cellular component: cytosol; cytoplasm. The transcript has 6 exons. The record is from RefSeq and is a predicted model, not a curated record. Gene Ontology annotation, biological process: cell redox homeostasis; removal of superoxide radicals. The coding region runs from base 24 to 1007 and encodes 327 amino acids. NCBI's taxonomy places the organism in Eukaryota, Fungi, Chytridiomycota, Chytridiomycetes, Rhizophydiales.
CUCAACACUUAUUAGCAUUUGAAAUGGCCCCCAUUCAACAACACCACCAAGUCGUCGUUAUUGGCUCUGGUCCUGCUGGCCAUACUGCUGCCAUCUACCUUGCUCGUGCUAACCUCACUCCUGUCAUGUUCGAGGGCUUUCUUGCUGCAGGUGUUGCUGCCGGAGGUCAGCUCACAACUACCACUGAAAUUGAAAACUUUCCUGGAUUCCCUGAAGGUCUCAGUGGACCUGAACUUAUGACUCGGAUGAGAGAGCAAUCCAUCAAAUUUGGCACUACCAUUCAUACCGAAACCAUUUCUCGUGUUGAUCUAUCCAAACGUCCAUUUAAGCUAUGGCGCGAAGGAUCAGAAAAGGAUGAAGAUGCGAUCCUUGCAGACUCGGUUGUAAUUGCCACUGGAGCUACUGCCAAGCGGCUCUUUAUUGAGGGUGAGGAUGUCUAUUGGCAAGCAGGUAUCUCUGCAUGUGCUGUUUGUGAUGGCGCAGUUCCAAUUUUUCGCAACAAGGUUCUUGCGGUUGUUGGUGGUGGUGAUUCUGCUUCUGAAGAGGCAGUUUUUCUCACAAAGUAUGCUAGCAAGGUGAUUGUGCUUGUGCGUCGCGACAAGCUCCGAGCAUCCAAGGUUAUGGCCGAUCGUCUUUUGAAGCAUCCUAAAAUUGAAGUCAUGUGGAACAAGGCUCCUAUUAAAGCAGAGGGUGAACGACUUCUCAACAAUCUUGUGAUUGAGGACACUGUAACCAAAGCUCGUAGCAACCUUGCCGUUAAUGGACUUUUUUAUGCCAUUGGUCAUACACCCAACACAGACAUUUUUAAGAAUCAGUUGAAACUGAGAGAUACUGGGUAUAUUCAGGUAUUUUCUAAUCAAGACGUGCCAUCGACGUAUACCAGUGUGGAGGGAGUGUUUGCUUGUGGGGAUGUUCAGGAUCAUACCUAUCGACAGGCCAUUACUGCUGCUGGAUCUGGAUGUAUGGCCGCACUGGAUUGUGAGAGAUGGCUAGAAAGCCAGCACUAGAUGAGUUGAUUCCUCGAAUGCUUUGCUGGGUUAAAGAGAAAUAAACAGCGUUACUUUUAUUC